UAGCCUAGCAGAGCAAGGGCUAGGUUUCCUGACCUCCAGGCCAGUCUUCAGUGCUCGACCUGAUGGCAGCUUGUAAGGAAUGGAAAGAGGGUAUAUGCCCUUACUUAUUUGGCGGGAGCCUGGGCCUGGGGGGGCUCCUGCUCCUGGCUGUGGUCAUUCUGUCUGCCUGUCUGUGUCGGCUCCAUCGGAAAGUGAGGAGGCUGGAGAGAAGCUGGGCCCAGCUCUCCGAGCAAGAGCUCCACUAUGCAUCUCUGCUGCCGGUGCCCUCCCGUGAGGGGCCCGGCCUCAGCCACAAGGAAGGCUCCAAGGAGGACACCAGCACCGAAUAUGCCUGCAUUGCCAAGAAAGAAUCCACCUGAGCUCCCCCAAACGCCUCCCCCCAACCCAACUGUGGUCCACCCAGUAAAGACCAGUAAACACCAUGGUCUCGCCA
Molecule: messenger RNA, 433 nt
Organism: Suricata suricatta (meerkat)
Lineage: Eukaryota; Metazoa; Chordata; Mammalia; Carnivora; Herpestidae
Gene: LST1
Product: leukocyte specific transcript 1
Exons: 4
Coding region: 63-359 (98 amino acids)
Biological process (GO): cell morphogenesis; dendrite development; immune response
Cellular component (GO): membrane
Source: RefSeq, a predicted model, not a curated record